Messenger RNA from Sorghum bicolor (sorghum), 878 nucleotides. Its product is annotated as putative auxin-responsive protein IAA29. The coding region runs from base 68 to 625 and encodes 185 amino acids. Gene Ontology annotation, molecular function: protein binding. Gene Ontology annotation, cellular component: nucleus. Lineage: Eukaryota; Viridiplantae; Streptophyta; Magnoliopsida; Poales; Poaceae. The transcript has 5 exons. The record is from RefSeq and is a predicted model, not a curated record. Gene Ontology annotation, biological process: regulation of DNA-templated transcription.
GCCUAUUGUGUUCUGCACGGAUAUCAUCUGUCAAGAGAGCAUACUAGGACUCUGCCACUAAUCUCUUAUGGAUGAGAUCAAGAGUACGGAUGCUUUUGCUGCACCUGAGGUUGAGGUGCGUCCAGGAUUCUCACCAUCAAGGUUUGUGAAGGUUUUCAUGCAAGGUGAAGUUGUUGGGAGGAAGAUAAAUCUGGCCACUCACCAGAACUAUGCCUCGUUGUCCUUCACCUUGAAAAGAUUAGGCAACAACUAUUCUAUGCCAUCAUGUGAACUUAAUGGGUUAGGAAACAAAGAAGUUGAUGGGCCAUCAGAUGACAAUAACUUCAUUCUUUUCUAUGAUAACGUGGAUGGUGAUCGUUUCUUCCUUGGAGAAGUUCCAUGGGAGAUUUUUGUCAUUUCUGUCAAGAGGAUCUACAUUGUUCCUGUUCCACAGGACCAAGAGAAUGUUGCAGACAAUGAAGAGGAAGAGGAAGAUAGAGAGAAUGGUGAAGACAAUGUUGCUGCUAUUUCUGCUGCUCCCCAAGAUGGAGAUGAUACCCCAGCUAAUGAUGAUGAAGAUGAUGAGGUUGUUGAAGAUGGAGAUGCUAUGGCCAAUACUCUUGCUGAUGGAGUUUCUGAGGAGUAGCCAACAAAUGUGAAAAAUAAGCGGCAUGCAAGCAUGGUUGUGUUUGAAGCUUGGGUGUUGCUUCGUAGCCAACACAAGUUUCAAGUGCACCACUUUAGUUUCUACUGCAUGCUUGUUUUGCACGGUUGGACUAUUUUUAGUUAACUACUCAUGAUAUGCGCACUUUACAUAGUGCAAGCAAGUUGGUGUUGGACACCGAAUAAGUUGAACCUUAUCAUGCUAUAACCUGUGUUCUACUGGUUUAGCGAUGUAU